This is a messenger RNA of Castor canadensis (American beaver), 918 nucleotides long. Lineage: Eukaryota; Metazoa; Chordata; Mammalia; Rodentia; Castoridae. The record is from RefSeq and is a predicted model, not a curated record.
GACGCGGCUGUGAUGCUGGUGGCGGCCGCAGCGGAGCGGAACAAGGAGCCCAUCCUGCGCGUGCUGCAGCAGUAUGUGGACCCGGCCCAGCGCGGCGUCCGCGUACUCGAGGUGGCCUCAGGCUCCGGCCAGCAUGCGGCACACUUCGCUCAGGCCUUCCCGCACGCCGAGUGGCAGCCAUCCGACGUGGACCAGCGCUGCCUGGACAGCAUCGCUGCCACCACUCAAGCCCAGGGCCUGUCCAACGUGAAGGCCCCAUUGUACCUGGAUGUCACCUGGGAGUGGGAACAAUGGGGUGGCAUUCUGCCGCAGUCGCUGGACCUGCUGCUCUGCAUCAACAUGAUCCACAUCAGUCCCCUGAGCUGCACUGAGGGGCUCUUCAGAGCAGCAGGACAUCUGCUCAAACCCAAGGCUGUGCUUAUCACCUACGGGCCCUAUGCAGUCAAUGGGAAGAUCUCUCCCCAGAGCAACGUGGACUUUGACCUGGCCCUCAGAUGCAGGAACCCAGAAUGGGGGCUGCGAGACACAGCUAUCCUGGAGGAACUGGGCCACGCCAGUGGUCUGCUCCUGGAGAGAAUGGUAGGUGUGGCAGGUUGGGGGCAGGUGACCUUUGUGAAGACCAAGGGCCACUCUAGCAAAGCAUUUCUUUAGGUGGACAUGCCAGCCAACAACAAGUGCCUGAUUUUCCGGAAAAAGUAACCCUUCUCCUUCAUCCUGUGUGUCUACAUCUCUGCCAAAGGCACAAACCAGAUUCAAAUCCCUGACACCCUCAGCCAGGCUGGUCAGCUCUACCUAAUUUGGGCUCUUGGCUGGUGACUGUGGGGCUGGUAAGAGCCUGGACCCAGCCUACCUUGUAAUAAAACAUUUCCUGUGUGGAUGUCCACCACACUGUCUCCUGAGAGCACCUAAUGGGGGUGG